Molecule: messenger RNA, 1315 nt
Organism: Prunus avium (sweet cherry)
Lineage: Eukaryota; Viridiplantae; Streptophyta; Magnoliopsida; Rosales; Rosaceae
Source: RefSeq, a predicted model, not a curated record
ACAGUGAAAUGAAAGAUGAAAAGCUGGAUGACGAAGAGGAGAGAGAGGAUGAAGAUGAGAAGGGUGGAGAGAAGGUACAUGCUGUAGAAAAUGACAAGGGAGACGUGGAAUACAUAACCCCAGAGAUUAACUGGGAUGAUCCUGCAUUGGUUUGUGUGACCCUUGUUAACUUUCUUAAAAACCCUUGUCGAAAAUGGAAAGUGGCAAUGGAAGAGGGUGAUGCCGAUGAUGAUAAUAAUCUUGAUGAUGAUGUAGUUGUGCGUAAGGUCCAAAAAAAGCGGGGUCGAGCACAGAGUUCAAUUGUUGAGCCUGCCAUGAAGCGGCCAAAGUCUGUGGAAUGCAAAACUCCUUGGCAAAGGCAGGAGAUUCCGAAUAUUGGGGAGGAGACAGUUGGUCUUACUUUUGACCCCCUGAGGCCAGUUCGUCGUGGUUUGCUUCUAGAGACAGCGAAAUUCUUCUGGGAAUGGGGACAAAAAGAAAAUACGCAUGUGAGAUUAUGUGGAAAACAUGGUGUGGACACUUCGCAUGACUUCUUCAUUCGCCUUUUGACCAAGGAUGGUUGGUUGAAUGACACAAACAUCGACAUGGGAUUGUAUUUGCUAAGGGUACGGCAGACAAUAUAUGCAAACUUGGUGCGUUCGGACUGGGCAAUAGUAGAUACUCUGUUCCAGACUUAUGCUGCAAUAGAUUUGCAACAUAUGCGCCUUUAUGGUGGAAAGGAAGAUAGGACCCAUAGCAAUGCUUUGGUGAAAAUGGUUAAUGGCAAACUGCCUACGUGGGGUAAACCUUGGUCUUCCGUGAAAAAAGUUUUUAUGCCGUACAAUGUGAGUCAAAAGCACUGGGUGGGACUUGUUUUAGAUUUAACAAGUUGUGAAAUUUUUGUGUACGAUUCAAAUAUAGAUUUGUUUAGGACCCACAUAUUGGUAAAGGCAGUGCAGCCACUUGCAAAAUUGAUCACUCCAUUGUUAGAAGAAGCUGGGUAUGUUGGUGAUUUUCCUCUGCGAAAAGGUGAGUGGCCAAUUCAUCGUGUAAUGGAUUCUGCCCAACAAGUUGGAGGCGGUGACUGCGGGAUGUUUGUCAUCAAAUACUGUGACUUUCUGAGCUGGAAUGUGGAGUUGGGGAAAAUUUCAAAUGAGGCCAUGCAUUUAUUCCGUCUAAAGCUUACUGUAGACUUGUUGCAGGGAUGCUACAAUAUAUAGCUGUAUGAUUAUGGCUGAAUGUUUAACUGCCUUAGUUUUGAACUUGAGAGGUAUUACCAACCGUGUGAACACACAUGCAACACUAUUUUGUUUUGAUUACGGUGAUGUGAAUAUAU